AUGAGAAGGUAUUAUAAUGAUAAAUUAAAAAUUGGUAAAGUGAUGGAUAUUUUAUUUAAUAUGGUAUUCUCGAAUGAUUAUGAACCAGGUAGUGUAUCUGGAUUUGGUAACAGUUAUAACAGUGAGUUUAAUAUGCUGCUUGGUGUUGGAAACGCUUUGAAAGCGCUGACUGAAGUUAUUGGACCAGAUCUUCGGAAUAUUAGGGUAAAAUUUAAAGCAGUGCUGUCAUCACUUAAUAUGUGUCCGUGUUCUGAUGUUCAGGCAGUUUCAUUAAAGAUAAGUGAAUUAGUAUCCAUGUUCAAGAUGGAAACAUUAUUUAACUUUAAAAUGUCGAUGUUGAUUGUGAGGUCGUUAAUUUUGUCAUUUUUGAAGAGAGGUAUGCCUAGGUCAGGUUUUAAGGUUUCGGUGGAAUAUUUAUUGGAAAUGGGCAAUUAUGAAGAUGUCGUUUUAAAUCGUUUAGUUUUCACUUCGUUUUUGGUUUUUCCAAAGUAUAGAAGCCUAAGAAAAUACAUAUAUGGAUGGCUCAAGCAUGAGAAUAGAUUAAACGUUUUAUUAAAGAUACCUGAUAUGAGUCCUUAUGCAUUGCAAUUUUUAUUGGAGGUGUAUCGUGAUUUAAUAGGUAAAGAUGAAGAUUUGAGUUCAAUAUUAAAAAUAUGCUAUACAGCGUCUGUCUCAAAUAUUCCUUCUUUACAAGUAAGUGGAUUAGAAUUGGUGAAAAAGAUUUUGGAUGUGUAUGAAGAUGUUGUGGAUCCUGAAGAUGAAUCGUCAUAUUUAUUGGAGCAAUAUACAGCGUUGAUUACAGGAGUUGUUAAUCCGUUGUUUAGUAGACCAAGUUAUCCAGAAGUUAUAUGUUGUGCCUUUGAUAUUUGUGCCGUGUCGUUAUCAAAUAGAGUAGUAAGUUAUUUGGUGGAUGGUUUACUAGAAGUUGCUGAAAAUAAACCUAUCCUUAAAAUUGGAGCUUCAGAAUUCCCUUUAAAUAAAAAACAACUCCAGGUGAAGCUUAGUAUAUUAAGAGCAUGGGCAAAUACCAAGGGCGAUUUUGUUAAAGAGUACCUCAAUGUGCUAGUACCAUUGUGGAUCAUAACAAUCCGUGAACAUUACUCUCCAGAGAUAGUCGAUUCCCUCUGUGCACAAGAUCCAUCAAUCAUCAAUAACUUUGACCUAGAAGGGUUUGUGUUUGUGAUGUUCGGAGAGAUACUGCCUUGA
This is a messenger RNA of Kluyveromyces marxianus DMKU3-1042, 1206 nucleotides long. Its product is annotated as AP-1 accessory protein LAA1. The record is from RefSeq and is a predicted model, not a curated record. Bases 1 to 1206 code for a protein of 401 amino acids. NCBI's taxonomy places the organism in Eukaryota, Fungi, Ascomycota, Saccharomycetes, Saccharomycetales, Saccharomycetaceae. Gene Ontology annotation, biological process: endocytosis; intracellular protein localization; retrograde transport, endosome to Golgi. The transcript has a single exon. Gene Ontology annotation, cellular component: endocytic vesicle; Golgi apparatus; membrane.